This is a messenger RNA of Notothenia coriiceps (black rockcod), 1465 nucleotides long. Its product is annotated as tRNA selenocysteine 1-associated protein 1. The coding region runs from base 124 to 1059 and encodes 311 amino acids. Gene Ontology annotation, biological process: selenocysteine incorporation. Gene Ontology annotation, molecular function: tRNA binding. Gene Ontology annotation, cellular component: nucleus. The record is from RefSeq and is a predicted model, not a curated record. The transcript has 9 exons. Lineage: Eukaryota; Metazoa; Chordata; Actinopteri; Perciformes; Nototheniidae.
GUUGUUGUACUUCCUGCUUCACUUCUCUGCUGCGUAAUUUAGCAUGUGCAGCCCUGACUUCUGCUGCUUUAUUUAAAACUCUCAGUAAUUUCACAUUAUAAUAUUAACAUCUUCGGCAGCAGGAUGAGCACGUUAUGGAUGGGGAACCUGGAGACCUACAUGGAUGAGAAGUUCAUCACCAGAUCUUUCUCCACCAUGGGGGAGCAGGUGGUGAACGUGCGCAUCAUACGCAACAAGAUGACUGGUGUGUCUUCACCCAGGGGGGCUCUGGGGUACUGCUUUGUGGAAAUGACGGAUGAGGCCACGGCUGAGAGGUGUCUCCGCAAAAUCAACGGGAAAGCCUUACCGGGAGCCAAUCCGCCCACAAGAUUCAAGCUAAACCGAGCCACCUUUGGGAAACAGGAGAGUGGUCAGAUGUAUUCUCUGUUUGUUGGAGAUUUGACUCCCGAAGUGGAUGAUGGGAUGCUCUAUGAGUACUUUUACAACCGCUACCCUUCCUGUCGAGGUGGAAAAGUGGUGCUGGACAGCAUGGGCAACUCCAAAGGCUGUGGCUUCGUGCAGUUCCCAGACGAGCGUCUGCAGAAGCGGGCGCUGGACGAGUGUCAGGGCGCGGUGGGCCUGGGCUCCAAGCCUCUGAGACUCAGCCUGGCUGCUAACAAUUUAAGGAACCGGCAGCAGCAGCAGCAUUCAGAGCCACGCUCAGGCUACAGCACAGCGUACAGGAACGGCUACGACCAGUACAGCCAGUACCAGCAGCAGGCCUACCCCGGGUACUACCCCUCCUGGGGGUACGACCCCAACGCAGCAGCAGGGUAUGGCUACAACUACCAGCAGUAUGACUACUCACAGUACACCCCCACCCAGGAGACCGAACCUGUCCCGGACGAUGGUAUUGAAGACCCCAGCCCGGAGCUGGACGUGGUGGAGGCCAACAGGAAGUUCAUGGAGCUGAGUGAGGAGCUGUACGACGCCCUGAUCGAGUGUCACUGGCAGCCUGCAGACGUCUCCACAGAGGAGGACUACACCCCCCCCACCCUGCCGGAGCCCAUCUACUGCUGAACACCCACUCCUAUCUGGACUGUACACCUGCACAGUUUUCUUUCCAGUGACUGCUGAAAUGUGGAUGGAUCUUUGUUUUAAGGACAUUCAACAACAUUUGUGUGUAUCCACAGAUCACAGUGAAUCCAAACGAUGUUAAAGUCUUAUUUCCAACAUUCUCCCACGAUGUUAGCAAAGGAACAAGUCUGGUGACGUAACAGGCAACAUCUUGGAAACUAAAAUGACAUCACUAUAAACCAAAUGUAAAUAUCAGACAUGAGUGGCCUCCUUGAUGUUGCUACACAACAGGUUGACCUCAUACAGGUUUGUGUUGAAGCUGUUAUUUUGGGCCAUAGGUAUAAUACAUGUUCUCUCUAAUGUACCCUUAUUAAAGCUCACAUUUGUAGAACUCUGUUCUUUUAAAUUA